CCUUCACCCCCCCCCUCAAACUGCCUUGAGGUGUCCGCGGCCCCUUUAAGGCGCAGGGCAUUGUGGGUGCGGGGAGUGGAAUUUUGGAACGAAAUGUAGCGAAGAGAAGUACAGUAGUAAGAGUAACAUUGUACCCGCCGCCGGCCGAGGGGGCGCGCCGGGGACGGGACGCCGCACCCCCUUUCUGCCGCAGGGACCCCCGACCAAACCUCCAGAGGGAGGAGGCGCCUGAGGACCCGGCCCGGUCCCGUCCACGUUCCCCCCAGGAAGCCGGACUCUAUGGGGCGGGACCCUGGGGGAGACUGAGCAGAACCUGGAGCCAGCCCCGAACCCCUGAACCUUGAGCCAGGGGCGCCCCGGGAGCACCCACCCGUGGGUGCGCCGCCCGCCCGCUGAGCAGCCAUGAGUGAGACCGUGAUCUGCUCCAGCUGGGCCACCGUGAUGCUUUACGAUGACACCAACAAGCGAUGGCUGCCGGCAGGCACGGGGCCCCAGGCUUUCAGCCGCGUCCAGAUCUACCACAACCCCACGGCCAACUCCUUCCGGGUUGUCGGCUGGAAGAUGCAGCCAGACCAGCAGGUGGUCAUCAACUGUGCCAUCGUCCGGGGUAUCAAGUAUAACCAGGCCACCCCCAGCUUCCACCAGUGGCGCGACGCUCGCCAGGUCUGGGGCCUCAACUUCGGGAGCAAGGAGGACGCAGCACAGUUCGCCGCGGGCAUGGCCAGCGCCCUCGAGGCAUUGGAAGGAGGGGGGCCUCCGCCACCGCCACCACCAGCAGCACCUUCCACCUGGUCUGUCCAGAACGGUCCUGCCCCAGAGGAGGUGGAACAGCAGAAAAGGCAGCCCCCGGGCCCGCCGGAGCACAUGGAGCGCCGGGUCUCCAAUGCAGGAGGCCCACCUGCUCCUCCAGCUGGGGGGCCGCCCCCCCCUCCAGGACCUCCCCCUCCUCCGGGUCCCCCCCCACCUCCUGGGGUGUCCCCCUCAGGGGUCUCGGCCGCAGGGCAUGGAGCAGGGGGAGGCCCGCCCCCUGCGCCCCCUCUCCCCACAGCACAAGGCCCCAGUGGUGGCGGAACUGGGGCCCCCGGCCUUGCGGCCGCCAUUGCCGGAGCCAAACUCAGGAAAGUCAGCAAGCAGGAGGAGGCCUCAGGGGGGCCCUCAGCCCCCAAAGCAGACAGCGGCCGGAGCACGGGCGGGGGGCUGAUGGAAGAAAUGAACGCCAUGCUGGCCCGGAGAAGGAAAGCCACACAAGUUGGGGAGAAACCCCCCAAGGAUGAAUCUGCCAAUCAGGAGGAGCCAGAGGCUAGAGUCCCAGCCCAGAGUGAAUCUGUGCGGAGACCCUGGGAAAAGAACAGCACAACCUUGCCAAGGAUGAAGUCUUCUUCUUCUGUGACCACUUCUGAGGCCCACCCCUCUACGCCCAGCUCCAGUGAUGAGUCAGACCUGGAGAGAGUGAAACAGGAGCUUCUGGAAGAGGUGAGGAUGGAACUGCAGAAAGUGAAAGAGGAAAUCAUUGAAGCAUUUGUCCAGGAGCUGAGGAAGCGGGGUUCCCCCUGACCACAGGGCUCCCGAAAAUCCCGUAUGUCCUUUCUGCACACCCCGCCUGUCACCCUGCUUUCCCUGCCUCAACUUGACUUGGAAUUGGCUGAAGACUACACAGGAAUGCGUCGUCCCCGCUCCCCAUCCUACUUGGAAAAUUCCAAGGGGGUGUGGCUUCCUUGGCAACGUGCCCACACCCAUACUGGCUGCUGAUUGGCUGGGGAGGCCCCCACCCUUUGCUCCCUUUGGUCCUUCCCCUCUCCUUGGGGCUGGUUCCUCCGCUGGGGAUGUACCAAUGAACCCCACAGUAAGGGGGGAGGAAGGAGGGAAUCUCACAUUCCCUUGUUCUAGAUUCACUUUAACGCUUAAUGCCUUCGAAUUUUUGUUUUUUUUUUUAAGAAAAAAAAAAAUAUAUAUAUAUAUUUAGGUUUUUUGGGGGGAAAGGGAAAUUUUUUUCUCUUUGGUUUUGAUAAAAUGGGGUAUGGGGAGUUUUUAAAUGCUGUGCCCCAGGCUUGUCCCAUUUGGGGCAGCUAUUUAAGGGGGGGGGUGUCCCACCAGGCUGGGGGCACCUCCACCCCCCACCCCAGGGAACUCCCUUCCCUUUGGCUCCUUCCCCUUUUCUAUGAGGAAUUAAGAUGCUGUAACUUUUUGGAACCUCAGUUUUGUUUUGUUUUGUUUUGUUUUUUUAUUUGGGUAGGUUUUGGGGGCCAGGCCAUUUUUACCCCCUGGGGAAAAUAAAAGGAGGGAGAAAGGAAAAGGGGAGGAAACCUCCCCUCUCCCACCUUCACCUUUAGCUUCUUGAAAAAUUGGCCCCUACGGAAUAAAUCUGCCAGUUUUUAUAAA
This is a messenger RNA of Prionailurus viverrinus (fishing cat), 2379 nucleotides long. RefSeq names its product vasodilator stimulated phosphoprotein (gene VASP). Gene Ontology annotation, cellular component: cytoskeleton. The record is from RefSeq and is a predicted model, not a curated record. Lineage: Eukaryota; Metazoa; Chordata; Mammalia; Carnivora; Felidae. The transcript is spliced from 13 exons. Bases 403 to 1554 code for a protein of 383 amino acids. Gene Ontology annotation, biological process: actin polymerization or depolymerization; axon guidance; protein homotetramerization. Gene Ontology annotation, molecular function: profilin binding; SH3 domain binding; actin binding.